GCCACAGCACAGCGAUCUGUGACGCCUGUUACGGCGACACACAGCGAUCUGUGACGGCGACAGCACAGCGAUCUGUGACACCUGUGACGGCCACAGCACAGCGAUCUGUGACGCCUGUGACGGCGACAGAACAGCGACCUGUGACGCCUGUGACCGCGAGAGCCCAGCGACAAGGCGAGUGGACCUGCGUUAGGGACAGGAACAAAGGCAGCCACACAGCGACAGAUUACACUCUGCACGAGCGAGAGGCGCAGUGCUCAAUGCUGAACAGUGCGGACGCUGUGGGGCUGGGCCUGAGGAGUGCAGCGGAAAAUCAGGGGGGAGCAGAAAACUCAGUGUCUGAAGGAGAUGAAAACGCACAGACACUGAGUUUACAGGCUCCUGAACUGAAAGAAAAGGAUCCGUCAGCAACAGAAGCACGGCCCUUGAGCGCAAGUUCAAAGCAGGUACAAAAGGAACUGGGAGUACCAAAGACUGACAACAGAAUGAAGAGACUUGAAAAGGAAAACAGGAGACUAAGGAAGAUCCUUAAAAACCCGACAGAAGAGCGAGGGAAACAACUUGAUGAGGAAUUUGAGCCUCCCAGCAUGCAAGACGCUCUCUGUCAGAAGAACUACAUGAGGAGGAUAAAGAGACAAAGCAGGAAAAUGGAGGAUUUCAUUAAAAAUCUAAUAGCUGCGCCUCGGAAUAGAACAAGAGACCCUGACAGCACAGCCACUGGCGAGGGCAACAGCCCAGCGACUGGCGAGGGCGAGAGUCCACUGACCAGUGACGGCGAGUGCACAGCCACCAGUGAGGGUGACAGCAAGAGUACAGCCGAUUGUACAAGAUUAAAAUAUCGUUCUCCUCGUAUCCCUCAUUUAGUACUACUAUAUUUAUUCUGGUGUUCAAUUAUUUCUUUUUACUAUUUUCUUUAAGGACCAGUGUAAGGAGUCUGUGUAUUCAGUUUUUAAAUGCCGCUAAUUGUAAAGGCAUCAUAUAUAGUAUUUUUAGUAGCAAAUCACACAUAAUUUUGAAACAUGACACAAAUUUAUUAAAUAUGUUUACUAAUAUUA
Messenger RNA from Cryptotermes secundus, 1055 nucleotides. RefSeq lists its product as uncharacterized. Bases 261 to 917 code for a protein of 218 amino acids. The transcript has 5 exons. Lineage: Eukaryota; Metazoa; Arthropoda; Insecta; Blattodea; Kalotermitidae. The record is from RefSeq and is a predicted model, not a curated record.